AUGAAAUUCACUCAAAUCCUCAGCUUGUUCUUCGUCCUCGCUUUGUUGAGCGCUGUAGUAAUCGCCAACCCUGAAGCCCACCCUGAAGCCAACCCCGAACCAUACGACUACUAUGACUACUACAAAUACAUCACCAAGACCGCCUACAAGACCAUCACCGUCACCGUCAAGAAAGAGAAAGACCCCUACUACG
This is a messenger RNA of Acaulospora morrowiae, 193 nucleotides long. The record is from the annotation of a GenBank genome assembly. NCBI's taxonomy places the organism in Eukaryota, Fungi, Glomeromycota, Glomeromycetes, Diversisporales, Acaulosporaceae.